AUGCUUCUGCGGGACUUUAUUGAAGACAGUCUUUAUAACCCUAACUACGGCUACUUCUCGAAGCAGGUCGUUAUCUUCUCCCCGGGCGACCCUUUUGACUUCAACUCCAUGUCCACCGAGGACGAGUUCUUCCAGCAACUACGGCAACGCUAUAUCUCUUUCGAAGAUUCGCUCGACUACCAAGAACCGAAUGAGCUCCGCCAGCUAUGGCAUACCCCUACCGAGCUCUUCUCGCCCUACUAUGGCGAAGCGAUUGCGCGGUACUUGGUGGAGGACUACAAGUACAAUGCCUACCCAUAUCACGAUUUGAAUAUUUAUGAAAUGGGUGCCGGUAAUGGUACUAUGAUGUUGAAUAUCUUGGACUACAUAAGAGACGUGCAUCCCGAGGUUUAUGAGCGGACAAAGUUCAAGAUCAUUGAAAUCUCUAGCCAGCUUGCGCAUCUGCAGCAGCAAGGGCUGGGCCAGUCGGCGUACGCAAGAGGGCACUCGGACAAGGUUGAGAUUGUCAAUCGCUCGAUAUUCGACUGGGACAUAUACGUGUCUUCGCCAUGUUACUUCCUUGCGCUGGAAGUCUUCGAUAACUUUGCGCACGACGCCCUCAAGUACGACUUCGAAACCGGCGCACCCUACCAGUCGCACGUCGUCGUCGAUCCUCGCGGCGAGCUCUUCGAAUACUACUCCCGAUCCCUUGACCCUGUCGCAAAGCAAUUUCUCGAACGCCGGCAUGCGGCUUGCAAGACAUACCCACAUCCGCUACAAGGCUCGCGAAUCAUGCAGAAUUUGAAAAGUCUGGUCCCAUGGAAGGGCACGCUCAGUCAACCAGAGUACAUACCCACACGACUGAUGCAGUUCUUCUACACGCUCUAUGAGAAGUUCCCGAAUCAUAAGUUGGUCAGCAGUGACUUCCACAAGCUGAGCGAUGCGGUGGAGGGGUUGAAUGCGCCUGUGGUCCAGACGAGGUAUAGGAGGCAGAUGAUUCCUGUCACAACGCCUCUCGUCCACCAAGGCUAUUUCGACAUCCUCUUCCCCACUGACUUCGAGGUCAUGGAGCCCAUGUACACCGCAAUCACCGGUCGUUUUGCACGUACCUACCUACACGAAGACUUCAUGGCGGGCAGAGCAGAUAUUGCAGAAACGAGCACGAAGAACGGGGACAAUCCGCUUCUGAGCUGGUACAAGAACGCCAGUGUCAUGAUCACCGUUUAG
Molecule: messenger RNA, 1206 nt
Organism: Parastagonospora nodorum SN15
Lineage: Eukaryota; Fungi; Ascomycota; Dothideomycetes; Pleosporales; Phaeosphaeriaceae
Exons: 3
Coding region: 1-1206 (401 amino acids)
Cellular component (GO): mitochondrion
Molecular function (GO): protein-arginine omega-N symmetric methyltransferase activity
Source: RefSeq, a predicted model, not a curated record